Molecule: messenger RNA, 1805 nt
Organism: Racocetra persica
Lineage: Eukaryota; Fungi; Glomeromycota; Glomeromycetes; Diversisporales; Gigasporaceae
Source: the annotation of a GenBank genome assembly
AUCAACGAGGAAAUACCUUUGGAUUCAGUCCAUUCGACACCGAUCAGUUAAGACAGGCCCAAAUUUUAAGUGACAACUAUUUUCGUAUAUCUAGAGAGAAUGCCUCUAGUGAUCCAAUAGCAAAAGUAAUGGAGCAAGCACAACAAGACGCUCAACAAUAUGAUCCAGAAUUGGUUCGUUACGCUCUUAUGGUUUGGGUCGUCCAUGAUCCUGAGGCUCGUAGAAGAAACCUUAAAAUUCCUCCAUUAGGUCAACGUGCUCCUCAUAUUUCUGUACCUAAAUUAGCAAAUGCCGUUUCUGGUGCUUCUGGUACUUCUGGUGCUGCUCCAAAACCCACAACAACAGAUCCUCCAUUGACCAAUCUAGAUUGGUGGAGAGAAGAUCCACAAUUAAGCGAACAUCAUGAACAUUGCCAUAUUGUGUUCCCUUCUUUCCCCGUUAAUGGUGUAAGCAAGGAUCGUGAAGGUGAAAAUUUUGCUUUUAUGCACAGACAAAUGUUGGCUAGAUACGUUGCUGUCGGUCUUCAACCGGUUAAACCAUUAUCCGACUUUUCUGAACGUAUCCCUGAAGCAUAUAAUCCCGAUGAUGAUUUAGUAUUUGAUGCUGAUGGUAACCCGAGCACACCUAAUGCACCGUUCACUCCUCGUUCCGCUGGAAAACAACUUACUGAUUUGGCCGGUAAUGGUCCAAAGGUUUCCACUUUGUUGGAUUAUAGACAAAAACUAUACGAUGGUAUUGGUAAAACUUAUGGUCAAGAUGACAAAUCUGCAAAUAAAUUUGGAAACGAUCUUGAAAUAACAUUACACAAUGCUGGACACGUUAUGUUAGCAUACAUAAUGACUCCAACAGCUGUAAAUAAUCCAAAUACUCCACCUGGUGUCAUGACUGAUCCCCGAACCGCAGCUCGUGACCCCGUAUUUUGGAGAUGGCAUCGUCAUAUUGAUGACGUUUACACUAGAUGGCAAAUUCAACAAGCUCCCUACGAUUUCUCCGAUGCGCCACCUGUUAUUAUCAGAAGUACUGAUAUUAUUUUGGCUUGGAAAGACAAAUUACUUGGUGCAGAUAAAAAUGGAAGUGCUGAUGGUUGGUUAAAUUAUGCUAAACAAACAUUUGGUGGUGCUAAUUUUGAUGCUGAUGUUUCGAGUAACCCGGUUGUCACCAAUGAGCUCCAAACUGAGAUGAGAUCCAGAAAAUUCGUUUGGCUUGAGGAUAGUAAUGACUCUCAAGUUAUUAACUAUUUAUAUCCACGUGAAUAUUGCUAUUUCUUCCGAGUCCAGAACACUACAAAUCAGAACGUUGAUAUUACUAUACGUGUUUUCCUUGCACCCGAAGAACUUGUUAACUCUCGAAUUCACUGGAUUGAACUUGACAAGAUCAAACAAACAUUAAAACCAAACGAAAAGGCUGUAUUUUCUCAAGAUUGUGAUGAAUCAGUGGUAAUUCGAAAACCUGCACAAAAAACUCCUGAAGAAAUGGACGUAACCGCUUUAACGUUCGCUGAACGACAAGAAACAAGUGGUUUAACUGAGGAUAAAUCAUCCGAAACAUUCUUUAGUGAUUGUGGAUGGCCAUUCAACCUUUUGUUACCACGUGGUAACAAGCAAGGAUUUAAAUGUAAAUUAUUCGUUAUGAUUACAGCUGGUGUUAAAGAUGCUGUGAAACAGAAACAUCCAAAUGUUGCACCUAGAAAAUGCGGAAGUUUAAGUUUCUGCGGUGCUCAACAAUGGGAUGAAUUAUAUCCUGAUGCUCGUAGAAUGGUUCGUGAUGUUACAAUCAAAUGGGUCGAUAAAUUCCCUGACGUUUAA